UCGGGACGGAGUCUACGUCACAUCCUCAGCCGGUGGCUCUCCGGUCUGCAGUCGUGCACGCGGACUGCAGAAGUUGCAGCGUUCUCUGUACUGCAGCGCGAGCGGCUCCUGAACGCACCACACCCUGCUGCUGCUGCAGCAUCCACCACACCGACAGACCCGGAGACACACAGCGGAGUGAAUACGGUUGCUGUUCUGCCUCAGUAGCAGGAUGGCUAACAAUGACAAGGAUCCGAUGCCUGCAGCCGGGACCCUCUCCCCGGGCCAGCUGCUGUCCCUCCACAAGAUGGAGCCAAAGACUCUGGGGGCGAUCCAGAUCGUUAUUGGGGCGUUGAUUCUGUGUCUGAGUGCCUCUGUGCUCCAGAUCCACGAGGUCCACUUCACAGGAGACGUGGCCCUCUUCCUGAUUGUGGUCCUACAGGUGACCCUGUCCGGCUCAGUGUUGGUGCACAGCGGGAGGAAACCCACUUUGUUCUGGGUGAAAUGUGUCCUGGUGCUGCACCUCGUCAGCGCUGCUUUUGCCACCGCUGCUCUGGGUCUGAUGUCCAAACACCUGCCGUACCGCCAGGACUCGUACCACUGUGAACACUGCCGCCGGCUGGAGCUGCACGCCGUGCAACAUUGUUUCAGGAAAUGCACCGGGCUGAUCGAGCAAAAGUGUAAACUGUUGAUUGAUGGGAUCCUGGGGACUCUGGUGAUCUUCCUGGUGCUGGAGCUGUUGAUUUGCAUCACUGCCAUGCUGUUUGGACUCACUGUGCUCGCUGCUGGGGGAGCCCAGCCUCCGAGCCAGAGACCCGUCUACCCACAGACGCGCCCGCCAGCGGUUCCAGCCACAGCAUCGCUUCCCCAGGUGGCUGUUGUUGUGACUGAACCAGACUCCGAGGAGGUGGAGGACAUCUCCACGCCGCCCACUGAACCCCAGGUGGAGCCGAUGAGAGCCGUGGCAACCGAGCCGUGAGCCCUGCACACACUAUGGGGUGUUCUGUCACGUCAGAGUGUAAACGUGGAUCACACCUGGGACAAAAACAUUCUUGUGAGACUCAUGGAGGUCAUUAAAAUGUGGACCAUUACAACAGGACAACCAAUCAGCUCGUGGUAAUAGUCGGAGGCAAGAAUAUAAUAAGAGUUGUGGAAGAAAUAAAUUCAAGUGUCCCAACAAGUUGUCAAAGGUCAAAGGUCAUCCUGUCCUUUUAUUCCUGGCGUGGCAUGAACACAGAAUAAGUAUGAUAACUUAUGCUCCUACAGUAUGUUGUGUCACAGUAAUGUUGAUCAUCUUAAAAUGCUAAAUCACUUAAAUAGGUAUAGAGAAAUAUAAGUACAGAGAAAUAUAAAUAACGGAGACAGACAGCCAGACUCUCAGCUUGAAGUUCAGAGGGAAGGCUCAGUGUGUAGUAUAUAUAUAUAUAUAUGAAUGUAGAUAUAUUCACGUAUCUAAGAGUCUAUGCACCGUUUGUGUUCAUUUGAGUGAAGGCACAUUGACGAUUUCACUUUGAACUAUUUUGCCUUUCUUGCUUCAAACAUAUUUGAAUGUUGAAAAAAGGUUAUGUUGUUGUUAUGUGGUUAUAACACUAACCUUGUAUUGUGUUCAUGCUAUUUAAAACAGGUCUUAAUGCCAUUCCACAAUUAACGGAUGAAAGAGUAUUACAGCAGCCGAUCUACUGUAUCAUGUACAUUUAUUGUUGAUUCUAAUAUUUAAAUAUGAGGAGUUUUAGUUCCUAGAAGCUCUAAAAACACUGUAUCCGACUUUUCCCAUAAUGCUAAUAAACCUUUCCGGCCUUGUAAUUAACCACUUUUUCAACCUUCAAUCACGCUCUUUGUGUAAUAAUGCACCUUGUGGAAACAAUAAAAACAUCUCUUUAUCUGUCA
Molecule: messenger RNA, 1866 nt
Organism: Pseudoliparis swirei
Lineage: Eukaryota; Metazoa; Chordata; Actinopteri; Perciformes; Liparidae
Exons: 9
Coding region: 212-958 (248 amino acids)
Cellular component (GO): membrane
Source: RefSeq, a predicted model, not a curated record